Molecule: messenger RNA, 1715 nt
Organism: Exophiala viscosa
Lineage: Eukaryota; Fungi; Ascomycota; Eurotiomycetes; Chaetothyriales; Herpotrichiellaceae
Product: acyltransferase
Exons: 1
Coding region: 254-1513 (419 amino acids)
Biological process (GO): phosphatidylinositol acyl-chain remodeling
Cellular component (GO): endoplasmic reticulum; endomembrane system
Molecular function (GO): acyltransferase activity
Source: RefSeq, a predicted model, not a curated record
ACUUCUUUCCCCAAGGCACACUUGCAUUUCGUAUCUCGUGUUGCCCUCAUUGCUUUGCAUUCUUGCAUUCCGCCAUUCGCCCUACUUCCGUUGCGCUGUCCUCUUUCCUACCCUUGUUUGCAGAUUGAUGAGCCGGACCCAACUAUCUAUCCUCCGCCCGCCGUCCUCUCCAGGCUGACUGUCCCACAAAUGGAAAAGGCCUUAUAGACUACACCUGCAACCCUCUUUCCUUCUUCUCGUAUAUACAAUCAUAAUGCCAGACGAUACCCUCAGAAAGCGCAAUACGCAGUCUUUGAUCAGUGACAUUUACAAGACGGAUGAAGCAGACAGCGCAGUGGAAACGAAAGAGCACCCUGCAGGGGAGAUCAAGUAUGGGACAUGGGCUCAGGUUGUUCGCGCUCUGCUGCUCCUGACGUGGUUCAACGGCACCUGCAUCGCGAUACACGUCACACAAUUCUUGGGGGCGCCUUUGUAUUUGUGGAAUAGAGACCUCUACUAUGCAUACAUGGCAUUGACGAAGCAGUCCUUCGGGAUCGUGGGUGUCGCUGGCACGCGCUGGUUUUCACCUACGAAAUUCCGUGUCAGUUGGGACAAGGAGCUGAGAGGCCAGUUCCACAAGACCACUUCAGGAAGACUAGAAACGUCCUUCCCAGAGCGUAUGGUCUGCGUCUCUAAUCACCAGGUCUACACCGAAUGGCUGUAUCUUUGGUGGAUUGCGUACACGAGUAGGAUGCACGGACACAUCUUCAUCAUCCUGAAAGAGUCACUCAAGUAUGUCCCUCUUCUGGGGCCGGGCAUGAUGUUCUAUGGCUUCAUUUUCAUGGCUCGCAAAUGGGAAAAGGACCAAGCCCGUCUCAAAUACCGUCUGGAGAAGUUGAAAACACGCCACAGUGGUCCAAUGUCUGGCUCUCAAGGGCUCGAUCCCAUGUGGCUGUUGGUCUUCCCAGAAGGCACGAAUUUAUCAGCCAAUACCAGGAAAGCGAGCGUCAAAUGGGCUGAGAAGCAGCAUAUUCCUGACACGAGGCACCUGCUACUUCCACGGAGUACUGGUCUUUUCUUUAUCCUUCAACAGUUGAAAGGUACAGUAGAUUGGGUUUAUGACUGUACAAUUGCGUACGAAGGAACACCGAAAGGGGCCUAUGCUCCGGAACUCUUCACGAUUCGGACGACUUAUCUGCAAGGACGACCGCCCAAAUGUGUCAACAUGUAUUGGCGUCGGUUUGCCGUUUCAUCCAUCCCGCUCAGCGACCAGGCGCAUUUUGAACAGUGGCUGUUAGAACGCUGGCGGGAGAAGGAUGACUUGCUCGAGCAGUGGUACAAUACUGGACGAUUUCCAGCCGAUGUCGAAGCAGCAGAUUCUGGGAAAGGGGUUUCCAAGGAUGGGUUCAUCGAGACAGAGAUGACUCUCAACAACUGGAUGGAAAUCGGACAGAUCUUUGUGGUGUUGGCCUCUGCCGCACUCAUGGUCAACGUGGCCUUGAAGUUUGUCGGGAUUUUCAAGACCUUGAAAUGAAGGCAUACAUGCUAUGAAUGGGCGUUUACCAAUGAAGGCGCUUUGAUGUUGCAGCAUAGCUUGAGGCCAGGCGUUGACUGGGCGGACGGGUCGACCAUGAGUCGCGACUCUUCCCCGUGCGAAUCGAUCCUGGUCAUGACAUGAGUUUUCUCAUAGAUCUUUGGACAUAGACACAGCAAUUCAUCUUUCGUUGUGCACACUG